GGUAGACUCAGAGAUGGCAGGGCAGUUACACCAGGAAGACCAGCCGUGAGUAUGGGAAGACCAGAAAGAUCGGGCAAGCUGAACGAUGGUGCCGGAAUGCUAAUUGGGGGAAGGGACAGGGUUGGCAAUUCAGGGAGACUGAGAGAUGGCAAUGUCAAACCAGGUGGUAAAUCAGGCAGACUGAUGGAAGGCAGCGCAGGUAAGCUCAAAGAUGGUAUUGAUAGAACAGGGAGAUCAAGAGUGGGCUCGGGGAGCUCGAUUGAGGGAAGUGAUAAAGUUGGCAGCCCCGGAAGCUCAAUCGAUGGAAAUGGUGGACUGAGUGUUGGUAAUGCGAGAGUGGGGAGUUCUAACGAUAAAUCUGGUAGACUAAUCGAGGGAAUUGACAGUGGUGGCAAACUGAUCGGAGGUAGCGACAGAUCCGGCAACGACAAUGGUGGGAUUCCAUCAGAAGGUAGACUCAGGGUUGGUAAUGCGAGAGUCGGAAGAUCCAGGGACAGGUCAGGCAGACUAAUCGACGGAAGGGACAGUGGCGGCAAACUGAUCGGUGGUAUAGAUAGCGAUGGCAACGAUAAUGGCGGAAGCCCUCCAGAAGGUGGGGUCACUGUCGGUGCUGCAAGUGUGGGAAGAUCUAAUGACAGAUCUGACAGUCCAGGCAAAUCAAUAGAGGGGAUUGAGAGUGGUGGUAGACUAAUUGGUGGUAUCGAUAGGUCAGGCAGACUCAGUGAUAGAUCAGGCAAUCCGAUACUCGGUAAUGACAAUGGUGGCAGUCCAUCAGAAGGUGGGGUCACCGUUGGUGCUGCAAGAGUCGGGAGGUUGAGUGACAGAUCUGAGAGCCCGGGCAAGUCAAUAGACGGGAGUGACAGUGCCGGCAGACUAAGCGAUGGAAGUGAAAGUGCUGGAAGACUGAUUGGCGGAAUUGACAAGUCAGGAAGACUGAGUGAUAGUUCAGGUAAACCAAUGGUUGGCAAUGACAGCGGUGGUAGUCCUCCAGGAGGAACGUCAAUAGAGGGCAAAGCCAAACUGGGUGAUUCAAUCGACGGCAGAGGUACCGAUGGCAAUUCAAGGGAGAGACUCGGAAGCGCCAGCGAUGGCAGUGGAAUGUCUAUCGACGGCAGAGCGAGGGAUGGCAGAGCAAGCGACGGGAGUCCAAGAGAAGGAGCAGGCAGUUCCAACGACGGAAGAGGAUUUUCGACGGAGGGCACCGCUAGCCCGGAAGGCAAGGCCAGACUAGGAAGUUCAAUUGAUGGGAGA
This is a messenger RNA of Aaosphaeria arxii CBS 175.79, 1251 nucleotides long. RefSeq lists its product as uncharacterized. The record is from RefSeq and is a predicted model, not a curated record. The annotation marks the transcript as partial. NCBI's taxonomy places the organism in Eukaryota, Fungi, Ascomycota, Dothideomycetes, Pleosporales. The transcript has 5 exons.